Messenger RNA from Trichoderma virens Gv29-8, 516 nucleotides. RefSeq lists its product as uncharacterized. The transcript has 3 exons. Lineage: Eukaryota; Fungi; Ascomycota; Sordariomycetes; Hypocreales; Hypocreaceae. The record is from RefSeq and is a predicted model, not a curated record. Bases 103 to 309 code for a protein of 68 amino acids.
AACAAAGUCUCGCUCUUUGUCGAGUGUCGUCUGCAAUCAACUCUGCAUCUUAUAUCUUACUUUUCAUUUCUCUCUACAACAAAGCUCUACAGCAAAUUCACUAUGGGUGGUUCUAACCGAGAAGGCGGCAAGGCCAAGCCCUUGAAGGCCCCGAAGAAGCAGAACAAGGAUCUUGACGAUGAUGACUUGGCUUACCUCGAGAAGAAGAAGGCCGAUGAGAAGGCGCGCAAGGAGAUGGCCGCCAAGGCCGGCGGCAAGGGACCUCUGAAUACCGGCGCCCAGGGCAUCAAGAAGAGCGGCAAGAAAUAGACGAAAGACGACGAAGCGAUGCGCUAUUGGGAACAUGACACAAGACUACUGCUUCUUGUAGGCGAUAAUAGGGAAAGCCAGGGCGGUUGAUUUCGGUGGCGACGUCUGUUGGAUCAGGCUGAAAGGCUACAUCUGCUCUUUGGGACAAGGUCUGUAGACUGCACGGCGAAUAUCACUAGGCGUUAGGAAAUAUAUCUUUUUACUUGU